Molecule: messenger RNA, 612 nt
Organism: Penicillium vulpinum
Lineage: Eukaryota; Fungi; Ascomycota; Eurotiomycetes; Eurotiales; Aspergillaceae
Exons: 1
Coding region: 1-612 (203 amino acids)
Source: RefSeq, a predicted model, not a curated record
AUGUUGACUUCAUCUGCAACAAACAGUUCCUAUUCCUCCAGCGUCUCGUCCGAACCGAACCUCUCUCCAUACCACCAUCCCCCCACAUCCACAGUUUCAUUGAACUCCCGCCGAACUCCAAUGGCUGUCAAGUACCCUCGGUUUUACUCCUCCCCCGUGGACGAGGAAACCGACUCAACUCCUCUACAAGUCUAUGGCCUAGAGCAACGAGAACCCUCUAUCUACAGUAAACCUCCCAAGCUAUUCCGCCGAGUCUCACACGUACUAGGCGAUAUCCGUGAAGACUUCUCCACGGAUGCUCGCCAAACUACAGAAAAGCUCAAGCGUCGUUCAACUAUGUUCUCCGACGGUUCUGGUCUCAGUGCUCCCCCAUCGCGUUCAGGAGUCCCAAUGACAUCCCACGGACCCCCGCGGUCGCGGCCAAUGUCCAUCAUCUCCUUCGACAACUGGUCUGCCCCGAAACGAGGAAUGAGCCAGCGAAUCUCCCGCCGGCUAUCUGUUUUCUCUUUGCGGGGCAAGCCUACCCGUUCCAAGGAGGCCAACAUAUCCUCGCCGAAUCUGAUCGGUUCAUCGACUCAAUACGGAAAUAGAAGCCAAGCUUCGUUCAUCUAA